Molecule: messenger RNA, 556 nt
Organism: Vitrella brassicaformis
Lineage: Eukaryota; Vitrellaceae
Source: the annotation of a GenBank genome assembly
AUGCAGGCCGUGUGUGUGAUGUUUGCGCCCCUUCCCUUUGCUGAUUCGAGCGAAUCCGAAGAGGACGAGACGCCCCUCCUCACCACCUCCCUCCUCCUCACUGCGGUGGGUUGUGGUCUGAGCACAGCUGGAUAUCCCUGCGUGUCUCAUGUGCCCCGUAUAUUGUCGUGCCAGUUGCUGACGUUUGGCGUGUGCUGUCUCAAGAGCGGGUCGCAGCCAUGUGUGUACUUGGGUGCCGUGCCGGUGGCUGACUCAGGUGUGAUGCAGGCUCUUGAUGAGGUGGAGAGACAUCUCAAAGCCAUUCCGUGGACAAAGGUAUCAUGAACAAGACAUGGUUGUUUGUUUGCGGGAUGGGGUUGUGAGCCGUGGGCUGUGGGUUUGUUGGCUGCGCAGUGCUGUGGGCGUGGGCACGCUUGGUGAUGAAUCGUGUGUCGGGUGAAAUGAAUGGCACAAUAUGUUGAUGGGAUGGCUGUGGUGCAGUGCACUCACAUGGGGCGGCAUGACGUUAGUUCGGCGUAUGGGUGUAAUGACAUUACAGCUCAGCUGCCAUGGGUAG